This is a messenger RNA of Adineta steineri, 2649 nucleotides long. The record is from the annotation of a GenBank genome assembly. Lineage: Eukaryota; Metazoa; Rotifera; Eurotatoria; Adinetida; Adinetidae.
AUGCCAUCAACUAUACAGCCUUCCAGUCAACAAUUACUUUCACGAGAAAAUACAUUAUUUAAAAAAGUUGUGCGUUUCUAUGAACAAAAACAGUAUAAAAAAGGUUUAUCAGCUGCUCGAGAAAUUUUAAAAAAAUGUCCAAAUCAUGGUGAAACAUUGUCUAUGAAAGGUUUAAUUCUUAAUUCACUCGGUAAAAAAGAAGAAGCUUUAGAAAGUAUUCGUAAUGGUAUUAAAAAUAAUAUGACAAGUCAUGUUGUUUGGCAUGUCUAUGGUCUAUAUCAAAGAUCUGAACGUAAAUAUGAUGAAGCAAUUAAAGCAUAUAAAAAAGCAUUACAAUGUGAAAAGGAUAGUUUAACAAUUCUUCGUGAUUUAUCAUUAUUACAAAUUCAAAUGCGUGAUCUUGAGGGUUAUAAAGAAACACGUCAUCAAUUAUUUAAUUUAAAACCUGGUCAACGUCAAUCAUGGAUUGGUUUUGCAAUGUCUUAUCAUUUAUUAGGUGAUUAUGAUAUGGCACAAAGUGUAUUAGAAGAAUUUCGUAAAACUCAACAAGAUCGUCCAGCACCAGCACCAGAUAAACCAUAUGAUAAUGAACAUUCAGAAUUUUUAUUAUAUCAAAAUCUUGUUUUACGUGAAGCUGAACAAUAUGAAGAUGCUCUACGUCAUAUACAAAUACAUGAAAAAGAUAUUUAUAAUAAAUUAGUAUUAUCGGAAAUAAAAUAUCAUUUAUACAUACGUUUAAAUACAUUUGAUCGUGCUGAAACAAUUUUACGAGAUUUAAUUGAACGUAAUCCAGAAAAUAAAAAAUAUUAUUUUAUGUUAGAAAAAUGUUUGAAUUUAACAAAUAGUGAUGAAAAAUCAAAAUUAUAUGAAAAUCUUAUGGAAAAAUAUCCAAGAGCUGAUGCACCAAAACAAAUAUGUUUACAAUUUUUAACCGGUGAACCAUUUUCCAAAUCUAUUGGAUCAUAUUUACAAAAAGGUUUUCAAAAAGGUGUACCAUCACUUUUUCAAUCUGUCAAAUAUUUAUAUGCAACACCAGAAAAAGUUCAAAUAAUUGAUUCAUUAUUAAAUAAUUAUUUGAAUAAUCUAACUAAAUAUGGAACAUUUGAAAUAUCAACAGAUGAUGAAGAUAUUGAACCAGCAUCAACUCUUCUUUGGCUUCAGUAUUAUCUUGCUCAACAUUAUGAUUAUUUAAAUAAAAUAGAUAAAGCAUUUGAAUUUAUUGAUCAAGCUAUUCGUGAUACACCAACACUUGUAGAACUUUAUAUGUUUAAAGCAAAAAUAUUUAAGCAUGCGGGUGAUUUUCAAAUGGCAGCUUCAUUAAUGGAUGAAGCUCAAUCUCUUGAUACCGCUGAUAGAUUUGUUAAUUGUAAAUGUACGAAAUAUUUAUUACGUGCUAAUCAAAUCACUACGGCUAUUGAAAUUGCCGGCAAAUUUACACGAGAAAAUUCUUCACCAGGAGACUAUUUACGUGAAAUGCAAUGUAUGUGGUUUGAAUUAGAAACAGCAAGAGCACAUCGUCGCUUGAAAAAAUAUGGUGAAGCAUUGAAAAAAUGUCAUGAAAUUGAUCGACAUUUUCAAGAAUUUAUUGAAGAUCAAUUUGAUUUUCAUUCAUAUUGUCUUCGUAAAAUGGUGCUAUGUGCUUACGUUGAAAUGCUUAAUCUUGAAGAUCAUAUGAAAGGACAUCGAUUUUUUCGUCAAGCAGCCCAAGUUGCAGUUGAAAUUUAUAUUCGUCUUUAUGAUCAUCCUCUUUCUGAUCAAGAUAAUGACAAAGAUGACAAUCUUGCUAAUAUGUCAGCAUCUGAAGCGAAGAAAUUAAAAAAUAAAUUACGUAAACAACAACUUCGUGAACAACAAGAAAAACAAAAACAAAUUGAUGCUGAACGAAAGAAAAAAGAAUUUCAACGUAGUCGAAAUAAAGAUGAUGGCGAAGAAGAAAAAGUAAAAGAAGAUGAAAUUGUUGCUGAAAAACUUGAACGUUGUGAAAAACCAUUAGAAGAAGCAAUGCGCUUUUUACAACCACUUGAAGAUUUUGCUGCAAACUUUCUUGACACACACUAUUUAGGUUUUGAAGUUUAUUAUCGACGAAAGAAAUAUUUAUUAAUGUUACGUUGUUUAAAACGAAUGAAAAAAUUAGAUACAAAUAAUGCAAAAUUUCAUUCAUGUCUAAUGAAAUUUCUUAAAAUGAUGGAACUUGAACCAGUAACUGAUGAACGACUUCGAACUAUCAUUGAUGAUGAAUUAAAAACUUUUAAUGUUAAACAAGGAGAUUCAAUAAGAAAAAUUGAAGAUCUUAAUGAAGAAUUUCUUAAGAAAAAUUCAAAUUCAUUGACACAUCGUGCUGAAGCUGCCAAAGUAAUGCUACUUAUUAAUCCAACAAACAAUCUCAAAGCUAUUGAAUACCUUACAACAUUAGAUCCAAAUUUUACUGAUCAAAAUUUAAAAGUAUGUACGAAUAUAUAUGAAAAUAUGCAAUCAGAUGAUUAUGGUCCUAUUGAAAAGUCAAUACUUGAAAAAUAUCGUAAUCAAUGUCAUAAUCUUUGGCCACAAGCAAAUAUAUUUCAAUCAACACCACCAUCACUUGCGCAUUCUUCAAAUAAUGGUGAAACCAAUGGUGGAAAUAAUGAAGCAAUUUCACAAGAUCACAAUUAA